This is a messenger RNA of Durusdinium trenchii, 2826 nucleotides long. The record is from the annotation of a GenBank genome assembly. NCBI's taxonomy places the organism in Eukaryota, Dinophyceae, Suessiales, Symbiodiniaceae.
AUGUCCUCUAGGCAUGUUACCCCGUUGUUUUGGCCGUCUUUUCUUCCGUCGUGUUUGGCUCAAGAUGGUGAAUUCUCACCAUGGGCUGACGCGACGUCUCUGAGGAUGCCAGCAGACUUUGAACCAACUAUGGUAUUGCCAGGUGAUAGUGACCAGUCUGCUACCGUCCCCGGAGUUUCUCCCAGGAGAGAAUCGAGAGAGAAGGAACACGUGAAGGGCCGGGCAUCCGUCUCAGCCUCGCUGAACUCGGACACCCGAGCCCAAGAGGCCAAACGGAAACGAUCCUUUGGGCUCUGUGCAAGUCUUGGAGGUGCUGUGAGCAGCAUCCGAAUGAAGUUGGCCUCGAGUCGAUGGUACAGCAGCCCUUUAGCUGUGGCCUUGCGCGGCAUGAUGCAGGGCAGGAAUUGGGCCAUCCUCAUGGUCAUAGCCUUGCUGCUGGCAUUGUUUAUGCCGGACAUUUGGGUCCUAGCUGGUGUCAAUGACACUAUCUUUAUCGACGUAGUUCUCACCCUCGUGAUGGCACUUUUUACCCUCGAGCUACUCAUUCUCAGCGUUGUUGAUUCGCACUACAUCUUGAGCUUCUUUCAGCUCAUGGACAUCUUUGGCACCGUCUCGAUGAUCUUCGACAUCUCUUUCAUGUUGGGCGUGGCUGCCGACGAAGCCCAAAUCGCUUCGAACAAUGCUGACGCGACAGCGAAUCUGAUGCUCUUGAGAGCUGCCAGAGCUGCUAAGGUUGGUGCUCGUGCAGGGCGGCUCUCCCGUGUGUUACGCUUCCUGCGCUUUGUCCCCUUCUUGGCGGGGGGCGACAAGCAGGAUGAGAAUCAGACUGGCAUUGCCUCGAUGAUCUCAGGGCAGUUGGCCAAUCUGGUAGCAACGAGAGUAGCGUGUCUCACGAUCAUUUUGGUGAUGGUGAUUCCACUCUUCGACAUUUGGACAUUCCCACAGUCGGACUAUUCACUCCAGACCUGGGUGAAUCGCCUCUCAGUGGAUGUGGAUGAGAUGAGGUACGAUGAUUGCAUGGCCGAGCUUGGUUUGAUGAAGGACUUCUAUGACCGCAAAGCCUAUGGCCCCUAUCUAGCCUGCAUCGGGGUGGCAUCGACCGACUCCGAAGGCCAAGUGACGUUUACCUGUACACAAAAUAUGGCUGGCAUUGCUGGUCAAGUCGCAGCCUUCGAUUUCUCAAGAGAAGCACCUCCACGACUGUCCUCGAGCCUCAUUGUGCACACCGGCACUUUUAUGGUGCAGGUGAACAUGCACUCCAACGCGCAGGUUGAGGCAGGCUUCAGCAUGGGCACGAUGACCUUCAUCAUCGUCAUCAUGGUCUUCUGCGGCUUAGCCCUCUCCAGUGUGGUCACGGACCUUGCGGUGCGUCCGCUGGAGCGGAUGCUGGGCACGGUGCGGAAGAUCGCCUCGACGGUCUUCAAGUUCACCGCCGAGGUCUCAGCGGAGCAAAACGAGGAAGAGGUCACGGACAUUGAUAGCUCAAAUGAGAUGAAACUGCUGGAGAAGGUGGUGCAGAAGUUAGCGAUCAUCGCUGACCUUCAGACAGCACGAGCAGUGCCCGAUGAAACUGAGGACAUGAGAGACGAAGAUCUUGGAAUCCUCAGCAUGAUGCACGGAGCCAAUAUCACCAAGAGCAAGGGCCGGCAGACCCGGAGACCCUCCGGCACGGUGCAGCGGAAGAAGGGCCAUCUCGGCGUGCCGGCCGUGCGGCUCGAAGACUUCGGAGUGUCUCAGGAGAUCUUCAACUCGUGGUCCUUCAAUUCCUUGACGCUUUCGAAGAACCAGCGCAUCAAUUUGGCUGUCUACACAGUCUGCAAAUUCCACGAGGAGACUGAAGGCUUUGUGAACACCGGAGAUGAGGUGGGGAUGUUCCAACGCUUUACCACGGCUGUAGAGAAAGAGUACUUGCCGGUGCCUUUCCACAGCUUUGCACACUCAGUGGACGUGCUGCAUGCAGUGUCCAGAGUGCUUCGAUGCAUCUCUUCCAGCUCAAUCUUGAGUGAGCUCGAAGAGUUCUCCUUACUUGUCGCAGCUCUCGGUCAUGACAUUGGCCAUCCGGGCGUGAACAACGGCUUCCUGUCGGAGGUCGGCCACGAGUUGGCCAUGCAGUACAACGACCGAUCUCCAUUGGAGAACAUGCAUUGUGCCAAACUCUACACAAUUACCAAUAAGCAGGAAACCAACGUCUUCUACCACCUCUCCAAGGACCAGUAUAAGGAGGUCCGAAAGAUUUGCAUUGAGAGCAUCCUCCACACGGAUAUGAUGGCUCAUCAGGCAAUGGUGAAAGACUUGCAGAUGCUCUUCCAGAUGAAUACAGAGGUAUUCACCGCAGAGCCCGAGUGUGAUGAUAAGGGUCAACUGAUCAUCAGCCAACCGGAGGUGGAAAUCUUCACUGAGCCCGACACCAAAUCCAAAGUGCUCAACUGUGUUCUGCACUCAGCAGAUGUUUCCAACCCAUGCAGAGCAUGGGAUGUGACACACGAUUGGGCCAUGGUCUGCCUGGAAGAGUUCUUCGCCCAGGGCGACCAGGAGAAGUUACUGGGCAUUCCAGUGCAGUUUCUGAAUGAUCGAGACAAGCUGAACAAGCCCAACUCGCAGAUUGGCUUUAUUGAGUUCAUGAUUGCGCCUUUCUUCGUCGCACAAAUCCGUUUGUGGCCCAAUCUGCAUGAGAUGGGAGGAAAUCUGUCGCGCAACAUCGCGAACUGGCAGGACAUGUGGGAGAAGGAAGUGAGUCCUGCGGAGGAAGAAAGAGCCAAAGUGAAGGGCCGAGUCGAGAAGGUGCAAACGAACAUCAACGAGGCCAUCCAGCGAACACCGAUUUGA